Molecule: messenger RNA, 6013 nt
Organism: Diorhabda carinulata
Lineage: Eukaryota; Metazoa; Arthropoda; Insecta; Coleoptera; Chrysomelidae
Product: polyhomeotic-like protein 1
Exons: 16
Coding region: 392-4072 (1226 amino acids)
Cellular component (GO): PRC1 complex; nucleus
Molecular function (GO): zinc ion binding; protein binding
Source: RefSeq, a predicted model, not a curated record
UUUCGAUUCCGACCCUCUCGAUAGGCACAGCCUAACCUAACUUUUAUUGGUUCUCUGUUUUAACCGGGCAGGUCUUUUCGAAGAAGUUGCACUCGUGAUUUUUCUAACAACUCAUCGUGGUUCUAGAUUUUUUUAAUAGUUAUUAGUAGUUUGAACACAUUCAACAUGCGGAUAUGUGAGAGUCAAACAUACCAAAUGAGACGCUUUUUUGUUUUAGAACAAAAAUAUUUCAACGUUUUUUCGAUUUUCGUGGAAUCUAAUUGUCGAACUAAAAUGAUCGUUGUGCGUAGAAUUUGUUAAACCGGCGUGUAAAUGCAUAUAUUCAAUUUUACUUAUUUCAAAACAAUGUUAGUGUUAUUAUAUUUGUUAAUAGUGAUUUUUUAUAUAAACGAUGAGAAUGGACCAGGACAAUAAACGUAGUGUGAAAGCAGUUUUUAGAGUGAAAUAUAAAACACCUAUGAGAGUUAAAACUCUUAAGGAAUAUAGAGAAUCUGUAGAAAGACGCAAAUAUGGGGACAUUCUGGACGGACACGGGAUGUCGUAUUCCAAAAAUUACUCAUCUCAACAUUACGAUAACCUCCAACAAGCAGACAGUCAGAAGCAACCACUAAAAGACACAACAAAUACACCAUCGAACGCAAAACACGAAGACAACAAUAACCAAGAACCAGAAUCGACACAACAAGAUAACGAAACGCCAAAUCAUAAUAACGGCCAGCAGCAACAUCAGCAACAACAAGGUAGCAGGUCGUUACAGUGUUUGGAAACGCUCGCACAAAAAGCAGGAAUUCACGAUAUCACGCCGGAUGAUUGUAAAUUCGAUGUUGCUAAUACAUUGUUGAAUUUGGAUAGAGGACACGAAUUUAUCAAGCAAAGUGUUGACGGACAAUUGACUAUCACAAUGAGCGAUUUAAAUAAACAGCAAAUGGAUGCUAAUGCGCAGGCUCAAGCGCAAGCUCAAGCGCAGGCACAAGCGCAGGCACAAGCACAGGCUCAAGCUCAGGCACAGGCACAAGCUCAAGCCGUUCAGCAACAGCAGAUGCAGCAGGUUGCGCUUCAACAACAAGAUCAGCAACAGACUUUAGUACCCGCUCAGAGUCCACACAUGCAACAGGUUACCGUUGGAAAUUCAGGUGCCCAGUGCGCGGUAACGUCCAUGGGUCCGCCCCAACAUACAGUUUCGAUGCACCAACAAGUAGCCCAACAAGGCCAAGUACUCCAAACACAGAACGCUCAAGUUUUGGCCGCUGCUCAACAAAGUAACAGUACCACCAUCACUACGAUGUCACCACUGCAACAGAGCCAAGCUGCGCAUCAACAGCAACUCAGCGCCGACUGGAGUCACGGGAGAGCAGUACAAGUAAUCCAACAACCUAUCGGAAACAUCCAGAAUCCCACUUAUCUUCAGCAGCUUUAUAACGGACAAGGACAGUUGUUGAUGCCUGGGAAUAUCGGUAACAUUGCUUUACAUCCCAGUAUCAAUCCACAAAUUCAGGUAAUAGCCAAGCCGUUUCAAGGAAACCAAUUGGCUCCUCAUAUGAUUACCACGGCCCAAGGGAAGCAAGUUCUUCAAGGUAGUCAAGCGGCAACUUUUCCAGGAUACACGACCCUUGGUCCCACAAUUCCCACCACGCAGAAUCAACAGACGUUAGUUUUUAGUCAAUUGGGCGUCAUCAGUUCGCAGCCCAAUAUAUUACCCAAUCAUUCUCAGGGUAACGGACAAGUAACCCAGCAAAAACCCCAGGAAAUGCAUAAGGUGAUGGGAACUCAAAAAGUGCAAAUGCAAAAAGUGGCUAGUAGUACGAGCGCAGUUGCUCAAACACAACAGCAGGGACAAUGCGUCCAAGUAUCUCAAGCUUUGAUCGGUACUCAGCCCACUGCGCAAAUUAUCAAUUCGAUUCAACAGAGCGGUCAACCGAUGCAAUUUGCAGCUCCGUGGCAAUUCACAGCCGCAAAUGGACUUCAACAAGUUUGGACUACGAACGGACUCCAAUCUCAAGCUCUACAGAUCGCUCCUAAUCCAAUUUUUAUUAGAGGUACACAAGCUGAUGGUACUCCGGGUGCCGGGAUGUUCAUACAGCAGAAUCCUCAACCUGCCACUAUUCAAACCCAACAAAAUCAGACUAUAGCAACACAAGGAACCGUCCAACAAAUAUCUAAACCUAGACCUGCCAAUGAGAACAUUCAACCCAAACAACAAACAACUCGACCAUUAAAUAUAUUACCUUCCAAUGCUGCUAAUAUAAGACCUGCAAGCUCAGUUUCUACACAGACUAUUGGAGCUCAAACUCCAGCUUCAAUGGGGGGUAAACAAGUGGCUAAAAUUCGCACAAAAGCUCCUCAAAUUCGUACCUCUCCUGCACCAAAAGCCGAUGCAGCAAAUCAAACUCAAAUUAAACCGUAUUCUAAUAUCCAACAGCAGCAGCAACAACAACAGCAACAUCAUAUCGUUGGAAAUAAGAUGUUAGUUAUGAGUACGAAUGGUAUGACGAUGACUCCCGGUUCUCCGAUGACGGCUGAGAAGGCUCAGCAACUGGCCAACCAAAAUAAAAACCAGCAACAGCAGUCGCAGAAUAAUCAGCAAUCGACGCAACAGCAACAGGCUGUUAUAAUGCAACAGCAAAUGCAACAACAAGCCAUGCAACAAUAUCAACUUCAACAACAGAGUCAACAGAAUCAACAACAACAAGGGCAGCAAACUCAACAACAUAUUCAACCGAAGCCUAUGAUGAUCCAAACGAUACCAACGAUUCCCUCCCAACAGCUCCAGAUGGCUGGAGAUAGACCAAUAAUGCCCGUUGUUUCCAUGUCACAAGCGAAUGCUCAACAAGUUCAACAAAUGCAGCAGCAGAACAUCGGAACGUUACAACAGGGGCUUCCCUUACAGUCGAAUCUAGCCGUUACCCAACAGCCCAUGCAAAUGAAUAUGCAACAGUUGCAACAGUUACAACAAAUGGCACCACCGGGUACGAUAAUCGGUCAAAUUCAGACAAGUCCUGCUCAACAAUCGUCGAUUCCGCAGGUAUCGUCGAGUCCUGUGCAAAUUCAGCAAUUGCAUCCCACAGCUACACAGCAAAUCGCUAUUACACAACCUCAGCAGGUUCACCUACCUCCCGCUGUAAGUGUACAGAAAGAAGUCCCAUCCGAAUCCAACUCUAGCGACAACAACGCCGUUCAGAAUAGUAAUUUAUCAACAGAUGCAAAGGAAAACACAGUUGAUGCUACUUCUACACAACCGGAAACGAAAGAAUCUCCCCAAAUCGCCGAAACUAAACCAAUACAAAACGGCGUGGAACCCUCCGUAGUUCAACCGACGCCUAUCCCGGGUACGGUACCAUCAUCUCAACCGACAACUCAAUCGGAUAACAUUCCCGUCGCUGUUACGGCCGAAGAAGUUAAAGAAAGGUGUCCGCCGAAAGCGAUGGUCAAACCCCAAGUGCUUACGCACGUUAUCGAAGAUUUCGUUAUACAAGAAUCGUCGGAACCGUUUCCGGUUAUCAGAAGUAGUCUCAUCGGUGAUAUUAAACCGACACAAUCUUCCAAUGAUAAAGAAACAGACGAACCGCCAAGAAAGAAAAGAGCUUCGUCUCCAUUUAAUGUUAGUUCGGGAGGAAAAGGCGAUAUGGCUAAAUGCGAAGCAUGCGGUAUCGUCGAUCUCAAGGCCAAGUUCAAAAAGAAUAAGAGAUUUUGCUCCGUCGCUUGUUCCAAAAGUGGGAAGUAUAAAGGCGACGAUAAAAAGAAAUGGGAUAAAGAUGGUAUGGAAGUUGAUACGGAAUCUGGAGCUUCAGGUGCUGAAAGUAGUCUCAGUCCCUCAGCCGUUGAAGAUGAAACACCGAAAGUGGAUCCCAUCAGAUGGACUGUUCAAGAAGUUUUCGAAUUCAUUAAAAACCUUCCCGGUUGUUCCGAUUACGCCGAAGACUUUUUAAGAGAAGAAAUCGACGGUCAGGCUCUCAUGCUCCUUAAAGAAGACCAUCUGAUGACGGCGAUGGCCAUGAAACUUGGACCGGCUCUUAAACUCGUCGCGAAAAUCGACGAUAUGAGAAUCGAUAAGGAGCCGCCUAAACAAACGUAAAUUUCGUUGGAAAAUAUUUAUAGAGUUGUUGAAUAGUUUAAGCGAUCGGAUAAUGUUUCCGUACUUUCAUUUGUAUCCAUGAGUUACUAGACACCUUAAAAAUAUUCCGACCAAAUAUAAAUUUUAGUAUUUUUUAUUUUUCUCUCAGUCUAAUAGAAAAAAAGUCAUACCUCGUAAUUACUUGGUUGUAUAGGAAAAUGUUCUUGAAGGAUUUUGUAGGAAAUUUGAUGCUUUACAAAAAAGGAAUCUUAUAUUUUUUUCCUAAACCUCACCGUUUGAAUGAUAUUAAAGAUUUAAGUUUGUUAUUUUGAGACAAAUUCCAUUUUUGUUUAUGAAUUUUAAAAUUUGAUGAUAAAUGACGUACAACAAAAUACGAAAUAUGAAUUUUUAUAGGAAUUUGACUGCUCUAUAAGAAUGGCAUCCUAUGAUUUGGUGAUUAAAUUAAGCGUUCAAAAGAUAUUCAUCAUCAAACUUUCAUGUAUGCUGAUUUUAAAAAUUUCUUAUUACAUCAUCGAGAAAUUGUAAUUUAUUGCCACUUUUGGCAAUGUUUUGGCAGCCUAUCUCACAAGAAGCAUCAAUUACCACGUUCAGAUAUUAAAUGAAAAAUUGGGAUGCCAUGAUGUACCUUCCAACUUGUAAUUUUUUCAUUUCUAUUUAAUUCCUGUUUGUUAUUACCAGUACCUAUGUUUUGGAUCCUAUUGGUCUUGUAUUGAGUCCAUACACCCAUCCAAAAUGAAAUUCAUCUCCUCCAGGUGCUUCUUCUGCCCCUUCUGAUGAUGUUUUAACUGUCCAUCUCGUCAGAUAGUCCACAAAAGAUAUAAUAGAUCUCGAAGUAACCUUCAAGUGACUUUAUAUUCCAUACUAAAGGAUUCUGAUGAAGAAGUAACUAGCUAUUAUACUACGUAUCCUGGCAUAAUUAGGUGCUUCUUCUGUCAUUGUUAAUUCCAGCAGGCCAUCUUAGAUGAUGUUACUCAAAAGAGGAUCCAGCACUGGGCCUUCAAGUGUCACUCUAGUGAUUUUUUAUUCGAUCCUGGCACAUUUAGGUGCUUCCUUUGUCAAUGUUAAUAGAGGCUGAGGUCGCCUUCCAGCUUAUUUGGAAUUUAAUCAAAUCUCAAAAUCAGUACUCAUGGAAAUGUGAUGAUGAAUAUGGUGCCUAGCAGCCCGUGUCACUUGUUAGAAAAUAAUUGGUUUUUUUGGGCCACUCUAUUGUAUUUUAUCAUUAAAUCCGGUUUGAUUAGUGUAUUUGGGGAGUGUUAUAACCAUCGGAGCUAGAAUUUAUGAUGAAGUUCUUUCUUCUCAUAUGUUUUGAGCUACUUGUUUUUUUUUUGGUACAAUCUGUAUGAGGAUAUUAUAUAAAUUGAGCUUUGUGUGUGUUUUAAGUACACAAUUGUGUAUUGGAAAUAUUGUCCGGUCUUCUUUUUCGCAAAGUGGAGCGUUUUAAGUUUUUAUUAUUUUGAUUUUUAUUGUAAAUAAUUUAAUUUAUCGAUUAUUUCGUAAAGACUGCUGAUGAGGAUCUAUUAUAUUAACAUUAUAAACAAAAAGAAAUUUUGUUAUAGAAAGAUUUAGUUUAAAUAAGGACUGUAAUUAACUAUUCGAUUUUUUUAAAAUAAUAAUCGCGCGUUCUUCAUUAUGUUAAUAUAAGUCAUGUAAAUAUUUGUACAUUUGGCAUUUUAUAUUAAAAUGGUUACACUAGUAGUUUUAACAUUGUACAGAAAAAACAAAAAAGUAUAUUAAGUUUAUAUUAGCAAAUAUCUUUGAUGUGAUCAAAGUAAUAGGAAUUUUUUUUUCGGUAAAAAGAAGGGAAACCUGUUAUUUUCCCAAAAUUGGAUACUAUAUUUAUUUAAUCGUGCAAUGUUCUCUUUUCCAAAUUCGUGUAAGGUUAUAAUAUGGAUUAAUUUGAUAUUUGUUACUAUACUGCCACUAAUGAUAAUAAAUUUGUAA